This is a messenger RNA of Pseudocercospora fijiensis CIRAD86, 329 nucleotides long. RefSeq lists its product as uncharacterized. Lineage: Eukaryota; Fungi; Ascomycota; Dothideomycetes; Mycosphaerellales; Mycosphaerellaceae. The record is from RefSeq and is a predicted model, not a curated record. The transcript has a single exon. Bases 54 to 299 code for a protein of 81 amino acids.
AUCGACAAAGCCGUGUGUGUGUAAACGGGCACACGCAGAUACCGGACAUUUCGAUGAAGGGGUACGCUCCCGUCCCAGCAAUCGCCAUGCAUGACUUUGGAAGCCUUGUGCUGGCUUUAUUCUACAACGUCGACGACUCGACGUCGAAACGCAGGCUGUCCAUGGAACACCUCACAGCACAGAAGCUUUGCCACAGUUACAUUGAACUAAAGCAGACUUCAAGCAUGCCAUGGAUUAUGAGGGCAAUCCCACUCUUGUUUUGUUGGGACGAGUUGCAGUGCACCAUUCGGCUCACCUAAAGUUAGAACUAUAACACGUCGUGCUCGACG